Solea solea (common sole) is the source of this 4551-nucleotide messenger RNA. Its product is annotated as 2-oxoglutarate dehydrogenase complex component E1-like. Gene Ontology annotation, cellular component: mitochondrion; oxoglutarate dehydrogenase complex. The record is from RefSeq and is a predicted model, not a curated record. The coding region runs from base 242 to 3313 and encodes 1023 amino acids. The transcript has 24 exons. Lineage: Eukaryota; Metazoa; Chordata; Actinopteri; Pleuronectiformes; Soleidae. Gene Ontology annotation, molecular function: oxoglutarate dehydrogenase (succinyl-transferring) activity; thiamine pyrophosphate binding. Gene Ontology annotation, biological process: tricarboxylic acid cycle.
GCGUCGUGUCCGAGCGCGCGACAGGACGGGACGGGACGGUGUUGAGUAGGAAGGAGUCGCUCUUUCACACAGAAGCCGGCUCCUGUGUGUGGAGAAGGAUCCAGUGGAGUGUUCAGAGAGGCUGAGGUUCAGGAUCAGGACUUUUGGAGAAACCAGUUGAGUUGCCGGCCUGUUUGAGGGACUCCUGCAGGAUUUCUUGUAGGAAGAAGGUGAGCAGAGGCGCUGUGGCUAAACGGCGGCCAUGCACCGCUUAAGGACUACAGUAGCAAGGCUUCGGCCUUUAGCGGCGACACAGACAGUCCAGAAUGUCCCGCAGGUCGGAUCAUCAUCUGCGCUCCGUGGCAGUUUAAGGACGUUUCAGCUUGUGCGGCGUCUGAACACAUCUGUGACUGCCGAGCCCUUUCUCAAUGGCACCAGCUCUAACUAUGUGGAGGAGAUGUACUACGCGUGGCUGGAGGAUCCCAACAAUGUGCACAAGUCCUGGGAUGUAUUUUUCCGCAACGUUAAUGCAGGCGUUCCUCCUGGUGGAGCCUACCAGAGCCCUCCCCCCCUCAGUGGACCUUCUCAGGGACUGACCAGGGUCCAGCAUCAGGUGGGGGCUGGACAGAACCUGGAGAAACUGGUGAAGGAUCAUCUAGCAGUACAGUCACUCAUACGAGCAUAUCAGGUCCGAGGGCAUCACAUAGCCAAGUUGGACCCGCUGGAAAUCAGCUGUGUGGACUUUGACGAUGCUCCGUGUACCGUUGGUCUGCAGAACGUCGGUUUUUAUGGACUGGCUGAGUCGGACCUGGACAAAGUGUUCCGUCUUCCCACCACCACCUUCAUCGGUGGCAGUGAAAGCACUCUGCCGCUCAGAGAGAUUGUUCAGCGCCUCGAGAUGGCGUACUGUCAGCACGUCGGAGUGGAGUUCAUGUUCAUUAACAACUUGGAGCAGUGUCAGUGGAUCAGACACAAGUUUGAGACUCCAGGCGUCAUGCACUUCAGUCUGGAGGAGAAGAGGACUCUGUUGGCCCGGAUGAUCCAAUCCACCAGGUUUGAGGAUUUUCUGCAGAGGAAGUUUUCCUCGGAGAAGCGUUUCGGUCUGGAAGGCUGCGAGUCGCUCAUACCAGCGCUCAAGACCAUCAUCGACAAGUCCAGUCAGAGCGGCGUGGAGAGUGUGAUCAUGGGAAUGCCUCACAGAGGUCGUCUCAACGUGCUGGCCAACGUCAUCCGCAAAGACCUCGAACAAAUCUUCUGCCAGUUUGAAUCCAAGCUGGAGGCUGCGGAUGAGGGAUCAGGUGAUGUGAAAUAUCACCUGGGGAUGUAUCACAAGACGAUGAACCACGCGAGCAAGAGGGACAUCACAAUGUCCCUCAUGGCGAACCCGUCUCACCUGGAGGCGGUGGACCCUGUGGUGCAGGGGAAGACCAAAGCUGAGCAGUUCUACUGCGGAGACACCGAGGGCAAGAAGGUGAUGUCCAUCCUGCUGCAUGGAGACGCUGCAUUCGCAGGACAGGGCAUCGUGUACGAGACCUUCCACCUGUCUGACCUGCCCUCCUACACCACCCAUGGCACCAUACACGUGGUGGUCAACAACCAGAUCGGCUUCACCACAGACCCCAGGAUGGCUCGGUCAUCGCCGUACCCCACAGACGUAGCUCGGGUCGUGAACGCUCCCAUCUUCCACGUCAAUGCCGACGACCCGGAGGCCGUGAUGUAUGUGUGCGGAGUAGCAGCCGAGUGGAGGAACACGUUCCACAAGGAUGUUGUGGUAGAUCUGGUGUGUUACAGACGGAACGGCCACAAUGAGAUGGACGAGCCCAUGUUCACUCAGCCACUGAUGUACAAGCAGGUCAAGAAGCAGAAGGGAGUCCUGCAGAAGUUUGCUGAGAAACUCAUCACUGAUGGAGUCGUCACAGCACAAGCAUACGAGGAGGAAGUGGCCAGGUACGACAAAAUCUGCGAGGAGGCGUACGCUCGCUCCAAAGACGAGAAGAUCCUUCACAUCAAACACUGGCUCGACUCACCGUGGCCUGGUUUCUUCACUCUGGAGGGUCAACCUAAAAGUAUGAGCUGCCCUUCGACCGGCAUCAGUGAAGAGGAGCUCGGCCACAUCGGAAACAUCGCUGCCUCAGUCCCGGUGGAAGAUUUCACCAUCCAUGGAGGGUUGACUCGUAUCCUGAAGGGCCGCGCUGACAUGCUGAGUCAGCGAGUGUGUGACUGGGCUCUCGGCGAGUACAUGGCCUUUGGCUCUCUGCUCAAAGACCGGAUCCACAUACGUCUCAGUGGACAGGAUGUGGAGAGGGGCACUUUCAGCCACCGGCACCAUGUUCUUCACGACCAGAACGUCGAUAAGAGGAUCUGCAUCCCCAUGAACUACAUGUCACCUGACCAGGCUCCUUACACUGUCUGCAACAGUUGUCUGUCUGAAUAUGGAGUACUGGGUUUUGAACUGGGCUUCGCCAUGGCAAGUCCCAACGCUCUCGUCCUGUGGGAGGCCCAGUUUGGAGACUUCAAUAACACGGCUCAGUGUAUCAUUGACCAGUUCAUCAGCUCGGGUCAGGCCAAGUGGGUCAGGCACAACGGCAUAGUGCUGCUGCUCCCUCACGGCAUGGAGGGAAUGGGUCCAGAGCACUCGUCCGCCCGUCCUGAGAGGUUCCUGCAGAUGUGCAAUGAUGACCCUGAUGUUUUCCCUAAACUGACGGAGGACGUGGCGGUUCGUCAGCUGUACGACUGUAACUGGAUCGUCGUCAACUGCUCUACGCCUGCAAAUUACUUCCAUGUUCUGCGCAGACAGAUCCUGCUGCCCUUCAGGAAACCUCUCAUCGUGUUCACUCCAAAGUCGUUGCUGCGCCACCCAGAGGCCAGGUCCAGCUUCGAUGACAUGCUGCCAGGCACCUCCUUCAAACGUGUCAUCCCUGAUGAUGGACCUGUCGCCUCCAGCCCAGAGAAAGUCAAGAGAGUCAUCUUCUGCUCCGGAAAGAUCUACUACGAGCUGAUUCGUGAGCGAAAGAGCAGAGGCAUGGACGAUGCUGUCGCCGUCGUCCGCAUCGAACAGCUCUCUCCUUUCCCCUUCGACCUGGUGAAAGCUGAGACCGAGCGCUUUCUCAAAGCGGAUCUCGUCUGGUGUCAGGAAGAGCACAAGAACCAGGGCUAUUAUGACUAUGUCAAGCCCCGCCUCCACACCACCAUCCACUCCACGCGGCACCUGUGGUACGCUGGCCGCGACCCCGCAGCAGCUCCAGCCACCGGGAACAAACACACUCACGUCACAGAGCUGCAGCGUUUACUCGACACGGCGCUGGAUCUCGAGGCUUUCUCACCAAACGUCUAGUCAGCAAAACUCACCGUGGAGCGGUCCGUCUUCACACGUGUUUUUGAGCCACAGUUUCCUGUCUGAGUCACACCUGAGGAAACACUCAGCGACACCAUCAUCACCAUCCUCCUCUUCCUCACACACACUGGUAUAGUGAACUUAGAUUGAGAUGGCGCGAGAGGUAAAGUGACUAUUAUUUCAUUUACUAUAUAUUUUUUUGGUUAUUUGUUUAAUCUUCUACGCACUCUGGUACAGAACAGUAUUUCUGACUUUCCUCCAGGUAUCAGCAGGAAGCUCACGUACCACAAUUUGUGAAAUGCUGCAGAGCAGGUUGCUGUGAUUGUGUAACUGAUGCUCACACUUUACAUUACAUGUCAUUUAGCAGCGAUUUUAUCCAAAGUGACUUACAAUUGAGUACAAUCAGCCGGGGGUGGAGACACUUGACUUAUCGGAAAGAGCAGGAAUGUCACUGAUCUUGCCAGACACGGAGGAGGGAGUGACCCCGUUGCCCUGUGUCACGUGUGUCAGGUGUGCACGCAGAGGUGAUCCUAGACUCUCAGGGUCAGCUUAAUGGGGCCCCUUCACCGUCCCUCCCCACCCUCAUCACCUGUGUACACCCUAACCCUCAGAGAAAUGUGCGUGUGCCUGGUGAUGUCCUGUCGGUGCUACCGCUAACUGAGGAAACUAGAUAUCUAAAGAGUUUAUGUGAUUUGGUUUUACUUCAUAGUUACAGUUCAGUUUAUUUAGUGCACAUUUGCUCAUGUUUUAAAAAACAUAAGAGUCAUUCAAGUGUUGUUCAGUGUCACCUCACUUACAGCUUCACUUGAAUAUGAGUUUGUGAUUUUACUGCACUCUAAUGUUAAAGAAUAAAACAAAGUAGUUUCUAAUGUUACAUGAUAAGCACAGGGGACUCCAGAGUGCUGGGCCCCAAAGUCUAAUUCUGCGUCGGGCUCCGUGAAAGCUUGUCUGGGUCCUGAGGACGUAAAUGUAAAAUGUCAAGUUUACCGUUUGUAUCUUUUGUGACGUGUGUCAACAUGUAAGAGGUUGUGGGGGAAAAACUAUUUAAAGAUUUUAAAUAAUAACAAUAAUGAAUAUGGCAAAGUUUCCAAAGUGGAAAAAUACUAAUUAAAAAAUAAACACUAAGUGUGUGGCACCAGGCUUGGGCCCUGAUGAUGUGUUGGUGCUGAAUAACUCUCUUAAAAACUCACAAAUAUAGAGUUUGAAUGUAAAUUAAAAUGCAAUAAAAUAAAAAUGUA